This is a messenger RNA of Paramormyrops kingsleyae, 3510 nucleotides long. Its product is annotated as adiponectin receptor protein 1-like. Gene Ontology annotation, cellular component: plasma membrane. Gene Ontology annotation, molecular function: signaling receptor activity. Lineage: Eukaryota; Metazoa; Chordata; Actinopteri; Osteoglossiformes; Mormyridae. The record is from RefSeq and is a predicted model, not a curated record. Gene Ontology annotation, biological process: adiponectin-activated signaling pathway.
GCCCGACUACUUCCGCCUACGAAACUGACACGACGUCACACGCCGACCUACGAACCCCCACACGGGAAAAAGUGACAGACUAGUAGACGGUUUCGGUGGUGAGAGAAUGGUGAUAUUGUACUACAAAUACAGCUUAAAUGAAUUACAGUGAGAAACAGAUCGGAGGAAGAUCCCUGUUGGAGCUGCCUGUGGUAUACUGCACAGGGUUUGAUCAACGCAGUCUGAGUUUACCCAGCAGUGAGCGUUUGUGUGUUUGAGUGCUUGAGAGCAGUUGCUCUGGGGUGGGGGUUGCGGGUAGGGACGGCUGGACGACGGUACCCCCCAUGUCGACCCGCAGCUGCCCAGCCAGUGAUGUGGACUGUAGCGUCUCUGAGGAGAGCCGCCCCUUUGGUGAUGUGGAGCUGACUGAAAUGGGGCCUCUGCUUGAAGAGGGGUCCACAGAACAAGGAGGCCCGUCGACCCUUCAAGACACAGAGGAUGAGGAGGAUGAAGACAGCGUACGGGUGAUUACAUUGCCUCUGCAGGCCCACCAUGCUAUGGAGAAGAUGGAGGAGUUCGUGCACAAGGUUUGGGAGGGUCGCUGGAGGGUCAUCCCAUACCACCUGCUGCCCGAGUGGCUGAAAGACAACGACUACCUUCUGCACGGACACCGGCCCCCCAUGCCCUCCUUCCGUGCCUGCUUUGGGAGCAUCUUCAGGAUCCACACAGAGACGGGAAACAUCUGGACGCACCUCCUGGGGCUGAUCCUGUUCCUGUGUUUGGGCACUCUCACCAUGUUGAGGCCCAACAUGUCCUUCACGGCCCCACUGCAGGAGAAGGUGGUGUUUGGGAUGUUCUUCUUGGGCGCUGUGCUCUGUCUCAGCUUCUCCUGGCUCUUCCACACAGUCUACUGCCACUCUGAGAAAGUGUCCCGCACCUUCUCCAAGCUGGACUACUCGGGAAUUGCCCUCCUGAUCAUGGGCUCCUUUGUGCCCUGGCUCUACUAUUCCUUCUACUGCUCCCCACAACCACGCCUCAUCUACCUCUCUGUGGUGUGCAUGCUGGGAAUCGCCGCCAUCAUCGUCGCUCAGUGGGAUCGCUUCGCCACACCCCGCCACCGGCCCACUCGCGCAGGGGUCUUCAUGGGUCUGGGACUGAGUGGGAUUGUACCCACAAUGCACUUCACCAUCGCGGAAGGCUUUGUCAAAGCCACCACAGUGGGCCAGAUGGGCUGGUUCUACCUGAUGGGUGCCAUGUACAUCACAGGCGCUGGGCUCUACGCAGCUCGUAUCCCUGAGCGUUUCUUCCCCGGCAAAUGCGACAUCUGGUUCCAGUCACACCAGAUCUUCCACGUUCUAGUGGUGGCAGCUGCCUUCAUCCACUUCUAUGGGAUAUCCAAUCUGCAGGAAUUUCGCUAUGGGCUGGAAGGAGGAUGCACAGAUGACUCUCUGCUCUGAAUGAUGCCUCAUCCCCUCCCACAAUCUCCCCUUUCAGUGAAGAAGGCCCUGGUCCUUUACCAAGUGCCUCUCAGGUUAUGUUAUUAACAUCACUCCUCCCCUACUUCUUCCUACUGUGGCUUUUUGAUGACCGACAUUUUGGGCUGAUUUGAUCUGCCCUUCCAGGCACUGGAAGGGUCCAUAAUGGUGGUGGGUUAUCUUACUGCUGCUGGGUAGAAACCAGACAGGGAGUGGGAGGACAUAGGGAGGAGGGUGUUGCAGUGCUGCUUCAGCACUGUAUGUUCCAUCUUUGUUCUUAGUCCUGAGGGAGUUGCUUUGGUGGGCACUCAUGUCUAUCACGGGAAAAUAUAAGAACUGGGGAGCUGCAUAAGUAAGUACUGAGGACUUGUGCAGCACAGAGCAAGUAUGAAAAACAGAAGCCAUAACUAGGGACUGAAGGUGUCAGAGUAGUACUGCUCAGCUCUCAUUCCUGCAGCCUGUAGUAUUGCAGGAGCUUGUUAAAGUAAAUUCUAUUCUCUCUUUUUUUUUUUAACUGAUUUAGACUGUUUCACUAAAAGUUCCCAUUUGGUAAAUAACUUAACAAGGCCACUGCUGUGUCCUGCAUGAAUUAUAUGAAGAAGCUGGCAGUCUUCUGCUCUAUGCUUUGAAGUUCCUAUAGUAUGUGGCCUUACAGGAAUGAGAGUUGAGCAGUCCUUUGGUACACGCUGUUUCUGAGAAAAGGUCCAGGAGCUUGGGUGCUGUUCUUGGCUCGUACUUGCUGUCCCUCAUCACAAAUGUUCAUGGCAAGCUAGUGUAGAGUUAGGAACCAGUCUGUCACGAGUCUCAGUAGUUUGUGACAGCCUCGGUGGUCACAGGUAAGUUUUUAAUGAUUAAACUGAGUGGAACGAUAGCACUCAAGGUGACUAAGUAGCAUCAAACAAUAAACUCGGUCAAAGUAAAUGUGAAACUCUCGAAAUUAGCAUUGUUUAUAGACACAUAGGGGUUUACACUUAUUACGGUGAACAAGUACUGCUGAACAUAAAAGUGAACAUAUUGCACUUAAAAUAUGUUCAUGCAAUAAUUGUCUGGUGUGAUUUCAAUGGUGUUAGGCACACUUAAACGUCUUGAUAUAUUUGACAGAUAUUUCGAUGGCUGGAAUUGUGGGUGCAGGGUCAUUGCAUUCCCUACCCUUGCUCUAUCGGUAGUUGUAUUUAAGAAAGCAUCUCUGCUGAAAAUAGCAAAAUCCGCAGUAUCGGAGGCUUAUCAUUCACCUUUGUUUAAUGUUGAAUCUGCUGUAAUCGUGUAAAGAGCACACCACUAUAAAUGUAUCCAUUCCAGGACAUUGUUUUGUAAUAGAUUUUCUCACGCAUACACAGUUCGAACAUUCGCUGAACGGUAAUGUGACAGAUAUCGCUAUUUCAGUAUGGAGCUACACACCUUGCUACUCAUCUAACGUUUGUGCAUAGUAAAUAGAAAUGUUGAUUUAGUGAAGCUAACUGUAAAAUACAAUUGAAAAUGUAUAUCGUAUAUAAUUUAAAGGUAUUUAAAAAGAUCUAAAUUUAGUACUCCUGUGCCUUAUGCCAAUGAAAAUAAAGUGUGCUGUUGGGGAGGGGGAGACUUUAAUGGCCUGAUUAAGUGUUAAUGGGAGACGAUUCUGGUUUCAGAAUUAAUGAAGUAGGUCAACCUUAUCUCUUUGGAGGAAAUGUUUCUAUUUUAUGAUUUUAAUGCUUUAUACCCAAAUAUAAUAGCUGAUUGAAAUGACUUAAACCAGUGGUUGAAGUGGAGAAAAACAGGUGCUGGACCUCUCCUUGUUAUUCAGCACCAGCAGAUGCUGAAAAAUGCCAGUACUUUGAAGAGAAAAACGAAGAGGCGCAAAUACUGCGUCCCGGCGAGUACGGAACCACUUCAAGCACUGACUGAAACACAACCUUUCCAACUGCUGUAAACAGAUUUUAGGAUUGUUAACAAUGACUCUGUUGUGUGUGCGCACACACGUAACUUUGUGCUCGGUUUUUCGUUGUCGAUCAAUGAACAACUGAAAUACGUUGUCCACAUAAGUGUAAACUGUUACAUUAAAUAUUUAACAAUAGCAAAA